UAUUUAUUUAUUCCCAUAAUUUCCCACUUUAAUCUCAAUUCUCCACCACCUACACACAUGGACGAGCUCGAGCGGCAUCAUCCACUUCUAUCCCCCUCCACCACCACCGCCGCAGCCUCCCCGCCGCUCGACGAUGACGACAGCAACGACAACAUCAAGCUCAUCUCCUCAAAUUCCGCCAUCUUUUCCCGCCUUUUUCUGGUGGCGAUCAUCGCCGCCGUCUCCGUUUGGGCGAACCGCGAAGCGUCCAAAGGCUUCGCCAUAACCGUAGCCAGCGAGUCCGCCGACGCAUUCCUCGCGAACAGAUUCAAGCUCUUCUACGUGUCCAACGACGGAGCCGCGCGCGAGGCGAUCAAGGCGAGUGAUGCCAUCGAGAAGCUCCUCUUCCCCGAUUCCGACGUCGCCAAAAAGCCGAUCAAGAGCAUCGAGAUCAGAUUAGUCGAUCGGAACCUCACCGAUAACGUCGCCGCGGCAGAAAUGGACGGCGAUCGGGAUCGAUUCGCAAUCAGCGUGAGCUCUUCGGUCAUGAGAGGCGCGGAUUUCGAUCGCGAAAUGGCUCUGGCGAUCAGGCGCGGCGUGGCGCGUGUUUGGCUGUGGGACGGUGGAUUCCACGCGCCGAGGGGUGUGGUGAGCGGCAUUGUUGAAUAUUUGGUCGAUCGCUUGGGUGAUUCGGCGGAGGCGUUCGAAUCCGCCGCCGGCGCCGUGUGUUUGGACUCUGGAAAUCCUAGAUCGGUGGCGGAAUUGUUGCGGCGCCGACCUGGAUCCGUCGGAAGGUUGAACCGAGCUAUGAAGGAAGGGCGGAGCGAUGAGAAAUUGGGCGGCGCGUUGGGUUUGCCGGUUGAGAAACUGUGUGCCACUUCCGAUUACGAGUCGUUAAGUGCGACAGGGAAAAAGAGUGAGAAAUGAUCGGAGGGUGAAGAUGAUAUCGGACGGCUGAGAGUUUAUAUUGGGGUCUAAUAUUAUGGUUUAUUACUCUAUUUAUUAUGGCAAGGACAAGGAGACGAGUUUCAGGCCAUUCUAUUUCAUUAUUAUUAUUAUUUGUGUUAAUUGUUUUACUCGUAACAUAUUGGCUGUUUAAAUUAGAAGUAGUAGUUGAAUUGUAUAGAGAUAUCGACUUACACGUAAUUGAAUGUGUGACAUCAGUAUGAUAUUUUUUUUGUCGAAAUUGUCAGCAUGAGGAUAAAAGUUCUGACAAUCAUUUUUAAAUAAUGCAUAA
This is a messenger RNA of Salvia splendens (bonfire salvia), 1216 nucleotides long. RefSeq lists its product as uncharacterized. The record is from RefSeq and is a predicted model, not a curated record. Bases 58 to 906 code for a protein of 282 amino acids. Lineage: Eukaryota; Viridiplantae; Streptophyta; Magnoliopsida; Lamiales; Lamiaceae. The transcript has 2 exons.